GAGGAGGAACAGGAGGAGGAGGAGGAGGAGGAGGAAUGAUGACGAGGAGAAGGAGGAAGAGGAGGAGGAGGAGGAGGGAGGAUGACGAGGAGGAUGAAGAUGUAGAAGACGACGACAAGGAGGAGGAGGAGGAGGAGGAGGAGGGGGAAGAAGAAGAUGUAGAAGAGGAGGAGGAGGAGGACGACGCAGAAGAGGAGGAUGAGAAGGAGGAGAAGAGAGAGGAGGACGACGCAGAAGAUGCGAAGGACGAGGAGGAAGGAUGACGAGGAGGAGGAGGAGGAGGAGGAGGAGGAGGAGGAGGAGGAGGAGGAGGAGGAGGAGGAGGAGGAGGAGGAGGAGGAGGAGGACCAAGACGAGGAGGAGGAGAAGGAGGAGAGAGAGGAGGACGACGCAGAAAAGGUAGAGGAUGAGGAGAGGAGGAGGGAGAAGGCGGACAGGGAGGAGGGCUCCACCCAAUGACAAAAAAUGACGGGAAACAUCCUGGCGAACAAAUUAACUACCAAUAU
Messenger RNA from Chara braunii, 506 nucleotides. Lineage: Eukaryota; Viridiplantae; Streptophyta; Charophyceae; Charales; Characeae. The record is from the annotation of a GenBank genome assembly.